ACUGCACAGUAUAUGGCGCUCCCAGUGGACCUCGGACGGGCGUCGCUAUAUCGACAGACCGCGAGCGAUGUGAUGUCCACCGCAGACCGUUAUACACGCGCCAGUUGUUGAGAUGGACGACAGCGCGACUGAAUAGAUCCUGGGGCACGGCAACAGUCAUCUAUUGGAGAUAAAGGCGGCCAUGGUAAUGUGCGGCCUGGCCUAUCACUCUCGCCGACGAUCAGCCGUGGAGCAUCAGACGAUCGGGCUCAAAGCAUGAAUGCCCAACAGCUGAAAUAACCUCCAAGUUUUGAUCUACCACUCAAGGCACUGCCGCUCAUUUGCUCAAGUCCGGAACUCGCUACGUCCGCUUCAGCAAAAUGCCGCCAAAGGUCAAUAUCGAUCAGGGCACUUAUACCGGCCGAGUCCUGGAAAGCACCAACCACCCCAAUCCUAUCGAGGCUUUCCUGGGAGUGAGGUAUGCCCAGCCACCCGUGGGAAACUUGCGAUUCGCCAGACCAGUCGCUCUCCCUCCAAGUGACUCCAUAUUCCAAGCCAGCGACUAUGGAUGUCGUGCUCCUUCUCAGCAGUUCGUAGCCGUGGAAGGAGCUCCCGUCUUGGAAGAAAGCGAAGAUUGUUUGACAGCGAACAUUUUCCGCUGGCGAGGGACCAGGAGCGAUGCUGCAUUACCCAUCAUGGUCUAUUUUCACGGUGGCGCAUACAACCGUGGUACGGCCUCAAUGCACGACACAGCCUCCAUGCUGUCUCAUUCAGCUGCGCCCUUUCUAGCAAUAUCUUUCAACUAUCGGCUAGGUGCUCUCGGGUUCUUGAAUUGUUCAUUCACAGCCGAGAAAGGACUCCUGAAUGUCGGACUUCACGAUCAAGUCAUGCUUUUGGAGUGGGUGCAAGCCAACGCCGCCGCUUUUGGUGGUGACCCCAAGGCCGUUACUUUGAUUGGCUUAUCCGCAGGUGCACAUUCGAUCGGCCACCAUAUCCUCAACAUCAACGAGAAGCGUGAAUUGUUUCAUCGAGCAGUCUUUGAGUCCGGCGCAGCCACUUCUCGCGCUACGCACAGGCCGGACUCCAAGCUGCAUGAAGCACAAUUCGCAAAGUUUCUGUCGUGCCUUGGCUUGGCUCCGAAGUCUCCUAAUCUACUAGCAGACCUUCGUGCUAUUCCUAUCGAGAGGAUGGUUGCAGCACAGAAUGCCGUCUUUGGACAGUACAAUCCGAGUAUCCGAUGGGCGUGGCAACCAGUCAUUGACAACGACGUCCUCUCGAGGGUCCCGCUGGAAGGAUGGCGAAGCGGAAGAUACCAUGACAUCCCGAUCUUGACCGGAUUCAAUCACAACGAAGGAGCGAGGUAUGUGCCUCGCAUGAUGGGGACUUCUCAGCAGUUUCGAUCGUUCUUCAAGGAGUUGUUACCACAACUCUCGGAUCAGCAGCUUGAUCGGCUUGAAGAUUUAUAUCCAGAUCCUGAACAGUACCCUGAGCAUGCGGACAAGAGAGAUCUCAGAGCACUUGAUAUCGGCGCACAGUACGCACGCAUCGAGAAAGCUUACGGCCACUAUGCCUACGUCGCUCCGGUCAGACAAACAGCACAUCUACACAAGGCGGAGACAUGGCUAUACCAUUGGGCGCUGAAAGGUGAUGUAGUCCUUGGAGCAAACCAUGCCGAUCAGAUGUGGUACGAAAUGAUGGCGCCUGCUCGCAGAAAUGUCUCUCAUACGCAUGAAGCGAUUGCAAAUGCCUUUCACGGCGCUGUGACCAGAUUCAUCGUUCAUGGAGAUCCUGGCGUUGAUUGGAGACCAUUUGGAGCCGAGCGAGAGACGAUGGUAUUCGGUCGACGCAACGAUGAGGCAAUUGGCGGGAAGGAGAAGGGUGAGGUCAAGGUGCUGGAGAAAGAUACGUGGGGUGUAGAGGAGUGCAAAUUCUGGUGGGAGGUGAAGGAGUUGGGCGAUCUCUGA
Zymoseptoria tritici IPO323 is the source of this 1943-nucleotide messenger RNA. RefSeq lists its product as uncharacterized. Bases 360 to 1943 code for a protein of 527 amino acids. The record is from RefSeq and is a predicted model, not a curated record. NCBI's taxonomy places the organism in Eukaryota, Fungi, Ascomycota, Dothideomycetes, Mycosphaerellales, Mycosphaerellaceae. The transcript has 3 exons.